ACACAGUUUUAUUACACUUUUUUAACAGUCUGUUGAAACAAAAUUUGGAACAAUUUUGUAGCGAAAUUUUAGGUACAACAAAUUUCUAUAAAAAUGGGUGUAACGGACUUCAUCGAAAGCGUCAAGCGCUGGACUGUGAAUCAACUGGAUCGCAAAUCAAAGCAGGAGGAAGAGUUGAAGCCCGUGCGUCAAAUUCCCAACUUGGGCGAAGACAUUCAAAUGGUUGUGCAAACGCCAGAGUUUGAGAAUGUCAUGAAUUCAGUUUCGCCAUUUUUGUUGGCCAGCUUGGGCGCUUGGCCGGGUUAUUGGCUAUAUCGGGGCUUUGACUAUCACUCUCACAGGGCUUAUGUGCCGCUGCCCGUUUACAUAAGACAGACCUUCUAUCAAGCCAAGAUGCUGCAGUUUUUCAUCAUUAUGGCUGGCAUAAUUUAUAUGGCCAAACAUCAGACUGGCGAACACAUAUUUCCAGUCGAUAACAAAAUUGAUGAUUAAAAAUCAAUCAAUCUGAAGUUCGUACCAAAUAGUAGCAAAUAUAAAAUAGCAGAUAAUCAAUACCAAAAUUUUCCAUGAAAUUGUUUAAUAAAUUUUCAACAACAAAACUAUU
Messenger RNA from Drosophila albomicans, 604 nucleotides. RefSeq lists its product as uncharacterized. The record is from RefSeq and is a predicted model, not a curated record. NCBI's taxonomy places the organism in Eukaryota, Metazoa, Arthropoda, Insecta, Diptera, Drosophilidae. Bases 94 to 492 code for a protein of 132 amino acids. The transcript is spliced from 2 exons.